AUGAAAAGGUACAAUUACAUUGUCUCGACCCCACGGAGCAGAGAGGAGCGAAGGCAUCUAUGUGUUCGAGAGGUAGAAAACAACCUCUGUGGCGGGAUUUACCAGGUGUUCGUAACUCCUUGCGCUUGCGGUCCUGCGGAGGCGGUAUUACCAAUCUUGGCGGCGUUCGGUGAUUUUCUGCUUGGGCGGCCGAAUUUCGGCCUCCUGGUCCUGGCGCUCGCCGAGGAUCUGCUCGCCGUCGGCGGCUAUCUGGCUGGCGGCCGGGGUUUUGAUAUAGACGCGGGUCGGACGGGGAAAUUUCACCUCCGGUCUCUUAUUGGUGUAGUUACUGAUGUUGUUCAUGUGUGGGAGCUGUUGGAAAAUAGGGGGUGGAACUGGAAUUUAAACCUGUUGAAGGAGUUGUUCUCUGAUGAAGAUUGCACAUCUAUUCUGAGAAUCAAGUCUAUUAAUCAUACCAAAUCAGACAAAUGGAUGUGGGACAUGAAUGCAAAAGGAGACUAUCAAGUGGCCAAAGCUUAUUCAAGAUUUGUUGAAGGGAAAUUCAGAACCCUAGACAUUGCAGAGAGCAGUGGUCAGAAUGCUAAGAAUGUCAAUGCCAGAUUGAGAAGCUGGAGGCUCAACAUCAAAGGGAAAAUCAAACAUUUUAUCUGGAGAAGCUUCAACAAUACUCUACCUGUCAGCAAUAAUCUGAAGAAGAGGGGCCUUGAUGUGGACUGGGUUUGUCACAGAUGUGGAGAUGGGGUAGAAACCGUUGAGCACUUGUUCUUUCAAUGUGACUUGUCCAAGCAGGUGUGGAAAAUGGCUCCGGUAAACUGGGAUUUCUGCAAUGCAAGUACAGACAGUUUCAAAGUAUGGUGGGGGGAUGUAUGUUCGAUAAGCAAAAAAGAAAUAUCAGAGGCCCGUAUACAACUAACCACCUAUAUAUUAUGGUGGUUGUGGAAAUCCCGUAACUUGUGGAUUUUCAAAAAGGAAUGGAUGCCAGUCCACGUUGUAAUCAAAGUUGCAGUGGCCGACUGGCAGGAAUUUUUGGAGAAGAACAAGCGUGGAUGA
Molecule: messenger RNA, 1050 nt
Organism: Striga hermonthica
Lineage: Eukaryota; Viridiplantae; Streptophyta; Magnoliopsida; Lamiales; Orobanchaceae
Source: the annotation of a GenBank genome assembly